UAGCUACACAGCAAUGGCCGAUGAUAUUGAUUACUGCCUACCAGAAGUGAGCGGUAUUUCUCCCAAUGAGGGACCUCCUGGCACCAAGAUUACCAUCCGAGGAGAGAACUUGGGAGAGAAUAAAGAUGAUGUGAUAGCACUGACUCUCAACGAUAAAAGUUGUCUGGAGUCCCUCGAGUACUUUUCCUCAAAGAAGCUGGUGUGUUUGUCGCCGGACAUAGUUGGCAGGAGUCAUAUCAUUGUCACCACUAGAUCCGGUGGAGAGGGCACUUGUCUGGUUUAUUUUACUGGUCUGGUGGUCGAACCGAAGCCACAGCUAGAUACCCUGAUGGAGUCGGAUGUGUGGAUAGAUGAGGCAUACAACCCCCUCACCCCUGGACUGUCCACUGCUGUGCCCGAGCGUCCUGCCUAUAUGCAGCUGUCUGUCGAGCCUCUGGGCGUGCCCGGUGCUUUCAGGAAGGGCCCAAAGUUAAACCCCUCUCAAGCUAACCUGGAGAAACUGUUCCCAGACUGUAGUGGUAAUCUUUUGUCGCCCAAAUUCAACCCCAAGUGGUUCCUAGUAGAGAGGCAUCGCUCCACCUCAUUCAGUGACCUAAAGAGAGGGCUUGUACAACUGCGUCACGAGCUGAACAGGAGUGAGGAGGCCCCUGUCCUCUUCAUGAGGGACAACCUGCUCACCUUCUUGCAGUCCUACGACACCCUCUCUGAUGUGAAUGAGCUGUUGAUUCGCAAUGAGAGUGAGACAGUUGGAGGGUCCCUCACUGACAAAGUGGAGGAGUUGCUCAAAGAUGCAGCCACUCACGCUGAGGAGGUAUUUGAAGGGAUCAUUAAGUGCAAGAUGCGGGCAGACACGACAAGAAAUGGUCUCACUGUCCUACAGAGGUACCGUUUCCUCUUCAACCUACCUCGCAGCAUUGAGAAAAACAUCACCAAUGGUGAGUAUGAUCUGGUGACUACAGACUAUGAGAGAGCCAAGUCACUGUUUGCCAGUACCCAGGUGAAAGCGUUCAAGAAGGUGAUGGAUGAGGUGGAGAAACAGAUUCGUAGUUUCAGGCACAACCUGAGGAGGAAGUUGCAAGUUCUGCCAUCCAGCCUGGAGGAACAGAAAAGGAUCAUCAAAUAUCUCCUUGAGCUGGAUUGCGAUGGUAACCCUGCUUGGGAGUGCAUCACCAACGUUCAUCAAUGGCUACUCAAGCUCCUCUUCACCUCAAAGAGCAACCACCAGAAUCCUGACCGUCCCUUAAAGGGGCCCGGGGACUUAUCGUCCCUUCCUGCCAGUCUGGUGAUCGCACAGGACAUACCUCCUGACCUACCCCCACGCAGAGGAACUGCCUACACUGAUGGAGAGUCUGAUCACUCUCGCACUAUGUCUACUAUGUCUGAUAUCAGCUUUGCCAGCAACACCUCGUACAGUUCAGUCCCACCCCCAGUACCUCCCAGUCCACUGCGGUCCUUCCAGGUGAACCCUAGCUCUAGUGGGCGUGGAUUAGAUAUCAGUGGUCGUCCAAUGAAUAUCCUGUUUGUGGAGGAGAUAACGGACAUUGUGUGUGAGACCUUCUCCGACCUGUGGCAACUGGGGAGAGCGUAUUUCUCAGGCUCCCUGUUUCAGGGGGUCUUGCUAACGGAGAAACAACAGCAGCUGGCUACAAACUGUGGAGUCAAUCAGGCACGGUUCGAGUCGAUGAUCCUGGAGAUUGUGGAGGUGUACACAGACAUGGUGAACAGCUCACUGUUCGAUGAUGCCUAUGAGCAGCUGUCACAGAAGAGGAAAGAACGUCUCGGAGAGUGGAACAAGUUUAACGACCCUCUGGAGAACUCGGGGGAUUGGCUCCCACAGAUUGUCCGACAGAUAAGAGAGUGUGUGGGGUCACUACAGGGCCUGUCCCUACCAGAGAAGGCAGUUACCAUCACCACACAGCUGGCAUUCAAUGUGAGGACACUCUGUGCAGACACUCUCUUUGAGAGAACGGCAAGAGACAUUGAGGAGCUCCACAAGCGAGAGGACUGGCGAGUGCAGGCCGAGGCAGGGGGCAUUGUGACCAGUCUCCCUGUCCUGUUUGAGAACAUGGUGGUGGAAGUGCUCAUAGCUCUCAAGGAGAUUGUGGUGGACUCUCAUUCGGAAGUAGUGGACCACCUCAACCAGGAACUCCUCGACAACUCACGCCAACACUUUCACGCUUUACUAGAGCACUUUAUCAGCUGCUUUGACUACCUUGCCUUUCAUAAAGAUAAAUCAACAACUAGUACCAACGGACGAAAUGUAGCUGGCACUAAUGAGGAGGCGGAGGGAGACACACCCACUAGUGAUGAACAACUCCUCACGAUCCUGAGCAACCUGCACUACAUGAAGGAGGAAGUGAUCCCCCGACUCUUUCACUGCUUUGCCAGUCACGGCUACCCCCCGGCAGAUUUGGUUCGAGAGAUGGUGCUAGAGCAGCUUUGUAAUUUGGACGAGAAUAUAUUCACUGAGUACAUUAAACGUAAGAGUGAGAGUGUGACAGGAAUCAUGGAGGAGGGUAUGAAGGCUGGGUUCUUUGACUGGGAACGUUGUACAGUGCCAGACACUGUACGUAACUAUGUCAAGGAGGUGCUGUUCAACCUUGUGAUCAUCCAUGCUGAGGUACAUGCAGUUUCGUCUCGAAUUGUGGAGCGAGUUCUUCUUCGAUUGGUGGAGUUACUCUCAGCCGAGUUCCUCAAACUGAUCACCGAGCAGGAUAACUUCAGCUUUCAGGGGAUACUCUAUGCAUACAUUGAGCUAGCGUCGUUGGAGGAAGUGAUGGAGCUGUACUUGAGUGAAGAAUCAUUGUCCAAUUUUGGGAGCUGCAGAGAGUACCUUUCUGAGUGGGACGUGGAAGCCGAUGACAGUGUACACAAAGCAGUGGAUAAAUUCAAGGAGAAAACCAAGCUUCAACUUCGUUGCUUCAGAAUGGUGGCCAGCAGCACAACGCCAGAGAUGGAAGAUUCAGGAGAGUUCUGUCAACCGGAGAUCACACCCAAGAAGGAGGAGCCAAUAUUUAAGCCUCGGGAGCCUUCAAAAGCGGAAGUCAAGCCUCCCAAAGAGGAAUUCAAGACUCGCAGAGAAGAACGUGGUAUUGCGGAUGAAUUUAAGAAAGUCAAAAAAUAUAAACCAAUGCCAGAAGGCUUUGAUUAGCACUUUUUAUCCUCUCACAGAAUAACCCUUUGCUAUAAUUGAUUUGUAUGUCUAAGCUAGUAGUUUUAGCUUUUCAUGUUCUCUAUAAUUAUUACGCAUAGUAGUCAUCUUGAAAGUUUAUUCAGCACUGUGUAAUGUUAAUCAUGCUACAAUGGAAUUCUAUUAUGACCAGUCGUUGUAUUGUGAAUAUGUUGACAGUGA
This is a messenger RNA of Halichondria panicea, 3352 nucleotides long. Its product is annotated as exocyst complex component 2-like. The record is from RefSeq and is a predicted model, not a curated record. The coding region runs from base 14 to 3151 and encodes 1045 amino acids. Lineage: Eukaryota; Metazoa; Porifera; Demospongiae; Suberitida; Halichondriidae. Gene Ontology annotation, cellular component: exocyst. Gene Ontology annotation, biological process: Golgi to plasma membrane transport; exocytosis. The transcript has 20 exons.